AUGGUUCACUACAAACUCAUUUAUUUUAAUAUUCGCGGACUGGGAGAGGUUAUACGGCAGAUUUUUGCCCUUGCUGGCGAGGAAUUCGAGGACUUUCGCUACAGUUUUGAUGAGUGGCCAGAGCACAAGUCAGAGAUGCCAUUCGGCCAGAUGCCAGUACUUGAAGUUGAUGGCCAACAGCUCGCACAGUCCCAUGCUAUUGCUCGAUUCCUCGCGAGAAAGUUCGGUGUGUUUCAACUUUUUAUGUGUGAACCUGAAUCAAACAACGGGCUUGAUUUUUCAGGCCUCACUCCCAAGUGUCCUUUUGAGGAGGCGCUCGUCGACUCGAUUAUGGAUCAAUACAAGGACUUCUUCACCGAAAUUCGUAUAAUAUUCAGAGUCAUUGCAGGAUUUGAAAAAGGAGAUGUUGACCAAAUCAUAAAGGAUGUGGUUCUUCCCGCUCGUGACAAGUUCUUCCCUUACAUGACAAAAUUUCUCAAAAAGAACAAUAGCGGCUACCUCGUUGGCAGUUCAAUAACCGUUGCCGACCUUCUUCUCGCUGAGCUCAGUGCGGAAUUCUCCAAAACAGUUCCUACACUCUGCGACGGGUUCCCAGAGAUCAAGGCUCAUGCUGAAAAGGUCCGUUCAAAUCCUGCACUUAAGAAAUGGAUUGAAACCCGACCAAAGACGGAUUUUUAG
Messenger RNA from Strongylus vulgaris, 678 nucleotides. NCBI's taxonomy places the organism in Eukaryota, Metazoa, Nematoda, Chromadorea, Rhabditida, Strongylidae. The record is from the annotation of a GenBank genome assembly.